UAUCCUGGCUGAGGCGGAAGGAAAGGCGUGUGCGUCAAGCGCUGCUGGGUGGAGGAGCGGAACCGCUGCCGCUGUUCAAGGAUGGCAGAAGCAGCCCACGCAGUACAGGUUAACCUGUAAGCUUUACGAAGGAAGGCAGUGAUAGCAAAAGGAGAACAAUGUUGUCAAGGCCCAAGCCUGGGGAGUCGGAGGCAGAUUUGUUAAGGUUCCAGAAUCAGUUCUUGGCAGCGAAAGCUUCCCCAGGAGUGAAGAUUGUAAAGAAAGCAGAUAAGAGAAGAGGGGAUGUGGGCAGUGGAAAUGAUGAGAGACCCCUAUUGCAACACAACAGGGAUGUGGUGACGCUGGAUGACUUCCCUGAUGUGCCCCCACUGCUGACUCCAGCACCUCCAAAGAAAUCCAAAUUCAAAAGCGCCCGUGUCCAUUUUGAUGAGGAUCCAGAGGAGCAGUUGGAUCACAGUGAUCAACACAUCACAGCAGUUUUCAGCAAAAUCAUUGAACACGACACAAGCGCAGCCAGCGUGACCAUGCCCGUGUUCACUGGAUAUCCAUUUCCCAGAGUCUUUCACAGGUCUGAAAUAAAAACAGAGGCCAGAUCAGCACCUGGAAAGAAAAGUAUCUUUGCCCAGAAGAUAGCUGCUAAGAGGGCAGCCACAGUGGCUCAGGCAUCUAAUCCUGCCUUUGAUGAAGCUGAGCAAACAAACAUAGAAAAAGCAACUCCAGAGGCUGGGUUCCCUCUUGAAGCCUUGGAUACCCAGUUUCACGGGGAUGAGAAAGAUACGCCUGCUGGUAGUGUACACAGACAGUGGUCUCGUAUUGUCACCGGGAAAGGUCUUGGAAGCCUGGCAGGUGAGCAAGAAGCCCAGAACAUCCACAAGGAGAACUUGAGGAGGCUGCAAUCCAUGUCUCAAGAACAGAUUUUGGAGGAGCAGAAUCGACUGCUGGCUCAGAUAGAUCCCAGUUUACUUGCGUUCUUAAAGUCACAAUGUGAUACCAAGACAACUCAGGAUGAAGAAGGCAAAAUGGAGCAUGAAAGGCCAGGAAAGCUUACGCAUCCAGAAAUGCAGCCCAAACCCCAGUAUGAAGAAGAAACAGUGAAAGCUCCUUUGUUACAGAAGCCAGAGAUGGGAGAGGAGUCGGACACAGAGGGGUCCCUGAGGACUGCACCUGGUACUAGAAUGGAUUACACAGACCUUCCAGUGAAGCCUCAGAAAGAGUGGCUCCACAUGGACAAUGUAGAGUUUGAGAAGUUGCAGUGGAUGAAGGAUCUCCCUGAGCUUCGGCAGAAGAAAACAAAAAAGGGAAUGCAGGCACGCUUCAGUCUGAAGGGAGAACUUGUUCCCCCAGAUAAAGACCUCCCUACAUAUCUGGGCUUACAUCACCAUGGAGAGGAAGCAGAAAGGGCUGGCUAUUCACUCCAAGAGCUCUUUCACUUGUCUCGCAGCCAAGUAAUUCAGCAAAGGACUCUGGCUUUACAGGUGCUAGGCCAUGUUGUCCAGAAGGCCAAGGCAGGAGAGUUUGCCUCCUUGCUGACAGGAAGUGUCCUGCGUGUGCUGCUUGAUGCUGGUUUCCUCUUCCUGCUCCGUUUCUCCUUGGAUGACCCAGUGGAUAAUGUCAUUGCAGCCACUGUCCAUGCCCUCCACGCACUGCUGGUCUCUCCAGAUGAUGAGGAGUAUCUUGACAAGACUUUCUCGUGGUACCAGGGUAUGACUGUCUACCCUUUUAUCUCAAACAAUGAGGAUGAAAAAGAGACGGAGGAUGAAGAUGAUUGGGAUGAACAAACUCUAACCCAAAAGGCACUGGAGAGAAAAUCAAAGGAUGAAAACAAGCCAGAUCCAGAAGUGGCACAAUAUGAUGUUGUAAAGGGACUUCUAAAGACCAGGAUUCUUCACCGCAUGAGAUACAUUCUGGAAGUAAUGCGACCUGUGCCUUUGGUUGUCCUGGAGAUUCUAGACAUCCUCACUCGCAUUGCAAGGCAUUCCACUGAAGCAUGCAGUUGGAUCCUGGAUUGCCCUCGUCUGGUUGAGAUGGUCAUCAGAGAAUUCAUCCCCACCCAGUGGAACCCAAGAGUAGCUGAACCUGGGCAGUUGCUCACAAGCCUGCAUCGAGUUCCUUGUGCCACUGCCAUGAAGCUGAUUAGAGUCUUGGCCUCUGGAGGGCGGAAUGCAGCUGCCAGGCUGCUUAGUAAGUUUGAAAUGAAGAGUCGGCUGAGUCGGUUUGUAGCUGAAGAUCCCAAAGACCUUUCCCUGAGGAUAGAGGAAGCCAUAAAGAUGAACACUGAAGCUUUCCGCUUGUGGGCUGUGGCCGCCGGCUAUGGUCAGGCAUGUGAUCUCUUUAGGGAUCUCUAUCCUGUGCUAAUGAAGAUGGUCCCAUCCCUGUCCCAGUUGGUUGGCAAUUUUCAGGAGAACAACUCUGUAUUUGAGCUUUCUGUCCAGCAAGCUGCAGCCAUGGUUACAUUGCUUACUCAAGUGACACAAACAGCAGGGUGCAGGGCAGAGCUACAAGCCCAGCUUAGCAGGAAUGAUCCAGAAGGUGGUGACCAGAUUCCGCCUCCAUCAGUCACCUGGAAUCAAGUGUCAGGCUUCAGACCCAUCAUUGAAACUCAGUUAAAAGGAUGCCUUAAACAGAUAUCUCAGCUGGAUACCUGGCAGACACUGCAGCCCCUUACAACAGCCUAUGUCCUUUACAUGGCAGUCUAUUACAGUAACUGUAAUCAACAGCCAUCUGUAAACCCCAUUGACUCCUUAGAGGAAGUGGAGCAUCUAACAUCUGUAGUGCUGCUGCCUCUCCUUAGCCAGCCAGCCAUGCAGCACCUCUGGGAAAUGCUCAGGCCAUGCUCUACUCUGUGCAAUCCUUUAACCUGCUCCCCAACACCAGAAUAUAUUCCCAGCAUUGUUUCUCUGAGUUGUACUGGAGGCAAACCCCCAAUGAGCUUAGCAGGCCCUAAAUCACCAUUCCCUUUCCUUACCGCCCUCCUUGUCCUUAUCAACGGCAUCACCACUGUCCACAAAGGGCUGAUUGGCAAGUAUGACUCUAUACUGGAUGUGAAGGAUGUGAAAGACUAUCUGCUCCAGAGCUGGACUGUUGGGCUGCCUUCUAUAACCUCUUCCUCUGCAUGGCUGUUGCGCCAUGAGUACCACUUUCAGUAUCAUGUGCUUUUACUGGCUCGGAAAAUGGCAGAUACUAGUCCAGAUUACAGCCGGCAUGCUUCACUCCAUCACUCUGUUGCCAUGGUAUUGUUAAGCCGUUUGUUGCCAGGCAGUGAGCACCUGGCUCAUCAGCUCCUGUUGGGUCUUGCUUUUAAUGCAAAACUGAUUCCAGAAGGAAAAGCAGGGGGCCCCGAAGCUGCUGACUUCUCAGACCUCCUGCACUUGAGCUCAAAGGCAAAGCUGACACAGCCAAGCUCAGCAGCUGCCCUUACUCCGCUCCCUAGUCGUGGUGCCUUACUGCAGGAGGCAUACCAGCAUCUCCCACUUAUCCAGGCCUGCUACCUCACUCAUUUUGUUUACUUGGAGCCUGCUCUUGUUCGUUCCAGAAAUGUCUAUGAAGGACGAACUCACCUCAUCCAAUCCAUGCUUCUUCCUGAGGUCAGAGGACCCAUCCUGCCUUCUGAUUGGCCAUUCCUUCCUCUUGUCAACGUCUAUAACAAAGUGACUGGUGCAGAAACACGAUGGGCUGUACUGAGCUCUCUUCCAGUGGAUCUUGUAAAUACCGUGACGCGGAACCUACAGUGGGUCCUUUUGUUGGAGACUUGGCGAGCCAAAGUCCUUCAGAGCAUCUCAGCUGCAGCUAAACUUGCAAGGCUUAUGUGUGUCUUCCUCACAGGCAGUGACUUGUUCCUGGAAGGUCCUGUCCAUUGCUACACGGCUGCCCUGCUCUCCCUUUACUGCCACUCCAAAGUCCUGGACUCUUUGAACUUGGAUGCUCCCCUCCCUGGCUUAGCUUCUUUCCAUGACCUCUACAUGAAUCUCCUGGAACAGUUUGAAGGUGUCUCCUUUGGAGACCCUCUCUUUGGAGUCUUUGUGCUGCUUCCUCUGCAGAGGCGUUUCAGUGUGCAGCUAAGGAUGGCAGUCUUUGGAGAGCAUGUGAGCACCCUGAGGGCACUGGGAGUUCCGCUCCAACAGUUUCCUGUGCCUCUGGAGCAAUACCUUUCUCCCCUUGAAGACAACCUGAACCUUUUAAGGCAGUACUUCCACACUUUGAUCACAGGGACUUUGCGACAGAACUGGUGUCCUGUACUUUAUGUGGUUGCUGUGGCCCAUGUCAACGGCUUCAUUUUCUCACAGGAUAGCACUACACAGGAGGCUGACAUGGUCCGAAAAAGCAUGCUACAGAAGACCUGGCUGUUGACAGAUGAGGUACUAAAGCAACAUCUUCUCUACUACAAAUUGCCAAAUAAAGACAACCCGAUGGGGUUUGACGUUUAUGAGCAGCUUCCUGCCAUCCGACUGAAAUACCUGCACACUGUGACUAAGAAGGACCCUUCAGUAUGAGACUUGUAGAGAAGAAUCUCAGCAGCCACCUGACGAAGUGGGGGACAGAAGUGCCAAGGCUGGAGAGAAGCUUGAUCAGCUCUGUGGUCUCUCGCCUUGCCUGAUGAGUACAACAGAAAGGAAUCUGCACUGUCGGCCUCGGCUUGGCCUGGCCUUGGGAGAACAUUGGAAUAUCUUUCCAUUUUCAAGCACCUGAUUUUUUUCAUGGUGGAAGAAACUGGAUAAACAAGUGUAUACCCAAGAUGGAAGACACAUGAUUUUAAAAAUAAAAUGUGAUGCAGGUAGGAUACUGGAA
This is a messenger RNA of Rhineura floridana, 4785 nucleotides long. RefSeq names its product RNA polymerase II associated protein 1 (gene RPAP1). The record is from RefSeq and is a predicted model, not a curated record. The coding region runs from base 159 to 4490 and encodes 1443 amino acids. Gene Ontology annotation, cellular component: nucleus. NCBI's taxonomy places the organism in Eukaryota, Metazoa, Chordata, Lepidosauria, Squamata, Rhineuridae. The transcript has 25 exons. Gene Ontology annotation, biological process: transcription by RNA polymerase II.